This is a messenger RNA of Erinaceus europaeus (western European hedgehog), 7368 nucleotides long. RefSeq names its product sperm flagellar 2 (gene SPEF2). Gene Ontology annotation, cellular component: manchette; sperm midpiece. The transcript has 41 exons. Bases 185 to 7237 code for a protein of 2350 amino acids. The record is from RefSeq and is a predicted model, not a curated record. Lineage: Eukaryota; Metazoa; Chordata; Mammalia; Eulipotyphla; Erinaceidae. Gene Ontology annotation, biological process: sperm axoneme assembly. Gene Ontology annotation, molecular function: protein binding.
GUCACGUUUUAUCGCCAGCCAAAACCGGCCUCAGGUGUCCCUCUUCUCCUAGCCUUUCUCUUAGUUUCCGGCGCGGCAAUUAUUCCUUAGCAACGGGUUGCCUCUGGCAACCAGAGGACGCGGCCAGGCCAGCCAGGUUUUAGUGUUUCUAGUGCCAGCUGUGGUCAGAGGCACAGGCAGAGCCAUGUCAGAGAUCCUGUGCCAGUGGCUUAACCAGGAGUUGAAGGUGUCCCAGACCGUGACUCCCAAAUCAUUUGCAAAGGCAUUUUCAAAUGGCUACCUGAUUGGAGAAGUUCUACACAAGUUUGAUCUUCAGGAUGAUUUUUCUGAAUUUUCAGAAAGCAGGAUUUCAAGUGCCAAACUUAACAAUUUUUCUCGCCUGGAGCCAACACUUCACCGUCUGGGUGUGCAGUUUGAUCAGAACUUGGCCCAGAACAUCAUCACAGAGAAGCCUGGGGUGGCAACAAAACUUUUAUAUCAAAUGUACAUUGCUCUUCAGAAAAAGAAAAAAAGUGGAUUCACUGGAGUUGAAGCUAUACAACCUAUGACAAAUACAAAAUUUCAGAGCAUGAGAAGUGAGACUUUCCGAGAUAGACUUAGAAACCUGAUACCACGCCAAACUGAUUUCAGUCUGAUGCGAGUUACAGACAGGUUUCAAGAAAAAUAUAGGAAAAUGAAUGAAGAUCUUGCCCAUGUACAUGUUGAGAAACCUGAAAAAUUUCAAAAUCUCAAGGAAGAGCAAAGAUAUUUUAAUAUAAAAAAGCAACGCUUGAACAGGAGACGUCAGAAUGAAAUAAUGGCCCAAAUCCAAGCAGCUAUCAUACAAAUCCCUAAACCUGCACCAAAUCGUACUUUGAAAGCACUGGAGGUCCAAAAAAUGAUGAAAAAGAAAAAAGAGGCAGAGGAUGUGGCCAACGAGAUUAAGAAGUUUGAAGCAUUAAUUAAAAAGGAUCUCCAGGCAAAAGAAAGUGCAUCCAAGACUUCUUUAGAUACGACAGGCCUGACAGCUACUGAUUUGUUAAACACUUACUCAGAUGAUGACUACAUUAAAAAAAUUCAAAAACGCCUAGAAGAGGAUGCCUUUGCACGAGAGCAAAGGGAGAAAAGACGGCGAAGACUGUUAAUGGACCAGUUAAUAGCCCAUGAAGCACAAGAGGAGGCAUAUCGGGAGGAGCAGCUGAUUAACAGGCUGAUGAGGCAGUCCCAGCAGGAGCGCAGGAUCGCUGUGCAGCUCAUGCAUGUUCGGCAUGAAAAGGAAGUUUUAUGGCAAAACAGAAUUUUCAGAGAAAAACAAUAUGAGGAGAGACGGCUGAGAGAUUUUCAGGAUGCUCUUGAUCGAGAAGCGGCUUUGGCAAAACAAGCCAAGAUUGAUUUUCAAGAACAAGCCCUGAAAGAGAGAGAAAUUCAUGAACAGAUUGCUGUGGAAAGAGCUCAAGCUCAUUAUGAUAAACAUUAUAAAAUCUGUGAAGGAAUUUUGGAUCAGAUACUUGAUUUGUCUACUAAAGUAGCAGACUAUCGACUGUUGACAAAUAAUCUGAUUCCAUUUAAGUUGAUGAAUGAUUGGAAGCAACUGUUUUUUAGUGGAAAGCCUAUAUAUGAGCAAGCUUCAAUUAAGUCUCUGCCUACUACACCUACUCCAGAACAACUUAUAGAACUGGAGAAAAGGGAUUUGCUAGAUAGUCAUGAUUAUGAAGAUUAUAAGAACAUGAUUGGAGAGUGGGCUUUACCAGAAGAAAUGACUGAUCAUUUACCACCUGCAAACAAUUCCAUAUUGGGUCAUGUGAUUCACAGACUAGUUGAAAAAUCUCUUCCUCCUAAAGUUGAAUCAACAGUUUCUGAAAUACCUUCAUAUGCUAUAAAAGGGUGCUUAUUGGGAAAAACAUUUAGUGGAAAAACUACUGCUUUAAAGGCUCUACAAAAAGAUUUUCCUAUCCAUAUACUUUCUAUUGACACUCUUGUCCAAGAAGCUAUCAAAGCUUAUCUUGACAAUGAAAAAGAAAUUACUGUCAUAUCAGAUCAAGAAGAAGAUGAUGCUAACGCUAUUAUGCAAGAUCUGCAAGACUAUUCAGCUAGUUCAAAUAUAUAUGAAGAACCAGAAAUUAAAGAUGAUCUUAGUACCAACAUGAGUAAUGCACCAACAGCUAGGGAAGUCAAAUCAGGUCAUCAUAUAACUGAUUUCACUGUGCGUGCUAAGCUUGGUGCAAAAUCAGAAAAGUUGCUGAAGAAAGGAAAGAGCAUUCCAGAUAUGUUGCUUGUUAGCAUCAUGGUGAAUGCUAUCAAUCAGAUACCUGUAGAUCAAGGCUGGAUCCUUGACGGUUUUCCAAUGACAUUAAACCAAGCAAAGCUUCUGGAGGAAGCCCUCACAGGCUGCAACAGGAUGCUCCUAGAACUUGAGAGAAAGAAAAUGCAAAUAUCUACAUUGGCUAUUGAUCCUACAGCUUCUAUAGAAGUACCUCUCCCCCCUCUUGCAUUUGAUUUUGUUAUGUUAUUAGAUAUCUCUGAUAAUUCCUCACUGAAUCGCAUGAAUGGCCUUUUGGCUGAAGCAUUUUCUCAUGAAGUUUGUCAUGAUGAUAGUGAUCAACCUGUAUCUAUAAAUAAUACAAAUACAGAGGAAGAUGAGAAUGUAAGAGCUCAAAUACAGCACAGAAUUAUAGGCUUCUUAGAUAACUGGCCUUUCUUGGAGCGAUGGUUUACAGAGCCAAAAGAUAUUCUGAUAAAAAUUAAUGCUGAGGUAGAAAAAGAUUUGUUAUGCAAAAAAAUUAAAGAGGUAUUUAUGGCUGAACUGGUGAAAAAGGAGAAUGAAGUUAAAAAGAAAUUAGAAGAAAAGGAAGCUGAGAAAAAAGAAGUCGCUUCCCACGGUGAGCCCUUACUUUCUACUCCUUCCACUUCUUCUGAAGCAGAAAAAAUGAAAGCAGAACAGUCUCAGCAAGAGCGUAUAAAAACUGCUGCAAAAGGAAAACCAACACCAGAAAAUCAGCUUGGUACCCGAGAAACUCUUCAGGAAGGAAAAGGAAAGAAAGGUGAAACUGCACUCAAAAGAAAAGGUUCUCCUAAAGGAAAAUCACAAGGAGGAAAAGUCUCAGUAAAGAAAUCACCUGCAGAAUCUAUAAAUGUGUCACCUACUUCAUUAGGACCACCACCACCUAAACCAGGAUCAGAAGAGUGGGUAUAUGUGAAUGAACCAGUUCCUGAGGAAAUAUGUUCGUUUUUAGUACCUUACUGGGAACUAAUAGAACACUCUUACAUAGAAAACAUCAAAACAGUACUCAGGUAUCUGAGAGAAGACCAUCAUAAUGUGGUUACUUACUUAUACAAUGUUAGAAUAAGUUUUCAGCAAUUUCUAAGACGUCCAGAUCACAAGCAAGAUUAUGUUUCCCAGUGGCAGGCUGAUUUCAACUCUCUCCCUGCUGACCUAUGGGAUGAUGAAGAAACAAAGGCUGAACUACAUCAAAGAGUAAACGAUUUACGAGACCGCCUUUGGGACAUUUGUGAUGCCCGGAAGGAAGAGGCAGAGCAAGAGUGUCUGGAUAUUAUUAGUGAGAGCUGGCUGCAGGACUUGAUUGGAAUAACAAUGAACCAUUUCUUCUCCCUGAUGCAGGCAGAAGUGAACCGUUUCCAAGAUACAAAGAGAUUCCUUCAAGAUUACUAUAGGGGAAUGGAAUGCAAAAUACCAACAGAUGACAAUAAGAAAUUUAUUCGAGUCCCUUUGGUCCAGCUGGAUGGUACAGAUGGUGUGGAUGGCCACCUUAGAAUUCCACUAGUUCCUCGAAUAUCCAUUUCUCCAGAGUCAGCUACAUCUAAAAUCAAGCCAAAAAACAUAUUGAGAGAUAAGAUCGAUUUCUCAAUAGAAAACAUAGAGUUAAACUUUGAGGCAGAUGAGAAGAUGGUAAUGGACACCUGGCAACAGGCUUCUUUAGCAAUAUCUCAGAUGUUGGCUGCCGAGCUUCACCAGAGGCUCAUGGAUGAAGAAAAAGAAAGCCCACCAGCAGACACAAAAGAAAGAUCUCCUCCAGCAGGUCCAAAUAAAAAAGUAAAAAAGGAGGUAUCCAAGACAAAAAAAGAAGAAAAAAAGGGGAAAGGAAAGUCACCACCUAUAAAUGAUUACUCUCCUGUAAUGAUAUCACCAGAGGAAAUGGCUGAAAUGGAAAAGAAAAAUGAACUAAAGCUCAAAAUAAAGGAAGAGCAUCUCGCUGCCCUGCAAUUUGAAGAGGUAGCUACACAGUUUCGGCUUGAAUUGAUAAAGACAAAAGCAUUGCACUUCCUUGGAAAUUUAGUAAAAAAGGCUAUUGAGGUAUAUAAACUCAUGGAAAAGUGGUUUGGUGAAAGAUUUUUGAAAGAGAUGGCCAGGAGUCUUCCAGAUGAUGUGGGCCACGUCUCCAAAAAGCAGAAAAGGCUCAAUUAUUACAUACCAAAAAGGAAUGACCAGUUUUUGAAAAUUUGGCUUAAAAAGUACCCCUGGCUUGUAUACAAUGAACUAUACGAUCUUAUGUUCUGUGCCCUGUGUCGAAAACAUGGCGUGAAGUCCAAGGGCAACCAAAUGAACUUUUCUUAUGGCACCAACAACUUUAGAACUGAAUUCAUCAAUGCGCAUCACCUCAGUGAGGCUCAUGCCAAGGCCUCCUUAAUGGAAGCUACCAGUGGCUCUCCAGUCAACAGGACCACCACGGAGCUGAUGGUUAAGACCAUGAGCAAAGUGACCCUUGGGAGAGUUGAGAACCUGUUCAGAUCAUGCCACGCUCUUGCCAAAACCGGAAGACCCCUUGAGGAUUUCAUCUGGAUGUGCAACUUGGAUGACAUGAAGGGUGUGGACAUAGGUCCAGUUUUCAGGACUAACAAAUCAGCAAGAACAUUUACAUAUUUUAUUGCUGAAGUUGAACGGAGGAAUCUAAGAGAAAAACUUGAGAAAAGCAAGUUUUUCUCAGUCAUCAGUGAUGGAAUCACAGACAGUGUGAUCAAAGAAGCUGAACUUGUCUAUGUGCAGUUUGCUUAUGCAGGGAAAGUACAUUGCCAGAUUGUUGGGGUCCAGACACUAGAGAGGAAGGAUCCUCUAGCGAUAAAAAAUGCCAUUGAAACGACUCUAGAGAGAAAUCUUCAAGUUAGGCUGUCAAAUCAAGACUGGGCAAAGAGACUGGUAGGUUUUGGAAGUGAUUAUGUUCCUACCACAGGAGAGAACAGGGUAUCCCUGCUAUUAAAAGAGAUCCAGCCAUGUGUGCUGACUGUAUAUUGCUUUGCACAUCAUCUCGAAUUAUCUUAUAAAGUAGUGUUCCAGAGCAUCCCCCUAUACAAGGACGUCCAAGAUCUUCUUCACAGCAUUUAUCACUUCUAUCACAAUUCCCCUCUUCACAAGAGUUCUCUGAUAACUGCUUUCAGAGACCUUCACCUUCAACCUGUGAUGCCUGCUCAAGUCGGAGACAGGAAGUGGCUUCAGAGAUUACAAGCAGCACUCCAGAACUUUCUCAAGGGAUAUCCUGCAAUUGUCCAGCAACUUCACACAGCAGAUGAAGGCACAAGUGAAGCUAGUCACCAAAAAGUCAAAGAAUUGCUACGGUUCCUUCUUCAAGCAGACAUUAUCAAAUUUGUCCAUUUCUUAAUGGAUGUCAUUAAUGUCCUCAGCAUUCUUUCCUUUGAAAAUCGGAAUAGAAGUUCUUCCAUUGCUGAUGUAUUUGCUACAUUGGAGUCAACACUGGAAAUGCUCAAAAUAUAUCAAACAAGGCCAGGGCCAAAAGAACGUACGAUUGAUUUAGUCACACACUUUCAUGGUAACUGCCUUGUAGGAAAGGGAAACAUUUCUGACGUGAGAAACAAGGUUUUGGCACUUCUUAUCAAGAGACUGAAAGACUGUUUCAGAGAUGCCAGCCAAGAUGUGAUAAAGGCAACCAUGAUUGGCAGCUUUAAGUUGUGGCCUGUGAGGAUAAAUCAAGAAUUUGGAGAAAAAGAGGUAUCCAUCCUGACUGCACAUUAUGGAUCAGUAUUACAGGCUGCUAAGGUGAAAAUUGAUGAGGUGGACACUGAAUGGAAUAUGUUGAAAUUAGAGAUUUAUGCUAGAUUUCAGAACAUUCGCAAGUUGACUUGGGAUUUUGUAAAUUCUGUUUACUUACACAAAUAUCCAAAUAUCCUGACUCUAGUGGACCUAGUGCUGACCCUUCCUGCAAGUUCCGCAGAGGCAGAACGUGGCUUUAGUCAAAUGAAAUGUACCAAGUCACAAAUGCAUGACAAGAUCAAGGAAGAUAGUAUAAUUGGAAAUAAAGCAUUCAUUGAUAUCAUGCUUGAUUUGGUGACCCUGAACCUUGGAACAAACAACUUUCCUAGUAUUUGGAUGCAUCUCACUCAAUCUGAAAUGCAGGAGUUAACAUCAUUAUUAGUAGUGAACUCAGAGUUUGUGGACUGGCGGAAGUUCCUAUUAGUAGCUGCACUGCCUUGGCCCAUCCCUCUAGAGGAAGAACUCCUGGAAACCCUACAGAGGUUCAAGGCUGUGGAUGAGCAGAAGUUGGGCACUGUCACUUUCAAGCAGUACAUGCAGGUUGGCCUGUGGUUUACAGGAGAUGAAGAUACAAAAAUUCCAGAAAAUCCUCUUGAACCCCUGCCAUUCAAUAGGCAUGAACAUCUUAUAGAGUUUUUCUUUAGGUUAUUUGCUGACUACAAGAAAGAUCCACCUCAACUUGAUUACACCCAGAUGCUGCUUUAUUUUGCUUGCCAUCCAGAUGCUGUGGAAGGAGUCUACAGGGCCCUCAGUGUGGCCAUAGGGACUCAUGUCUUCCCACCAGUCAAAAUUCCUACUCAUCAUACAGAAAAGGCACACUCUUCUACUGAUAUGACUCCAUCUGAAGAAUAUCCCGAAGCUGCAGUAAAGACAAGUGAGGAAAGGGGAUUAGAGGAGAGAAAAGGAGAAAAGGAAGUAGAAAUAGCUGAAAAUGCAAACACUGGAAAGAUUUCCAUGGAAACACUACUUAAAGUAUUUCGAGGGGGAAAUGAAGACUCUAGCAGAUUUUCUGUACACCUAAAGACAGACAACAUUUAUUCAGAGAGCUUUGUAAAAGUAUUUAAGGACCUUGGUGCCAAGAAUCUGGAACCACUUGAAGUUGCUGUUCUUUUGAAGCAUCCUUUCAUCAAAGAUCUAAUUUCAAGUUAUUCAGAAUAUAAAAUUCCUGAUAUUAAAACAGUCCUCCAAAGGAGUGAGCAUGCACAAGGAAGUGAUGGAGAGAGAUCUCCUUCAAGACUUACAGAGGAAAAGAAGUGAAGACAAGAUUGUGACUUUUAUAAUUUGACAAUGAGUCUUCCAAACAAAAAAUGUGAACAUGGUGUUUGUUGGUCACUAUAAUUGUAAGUGUAAAUGACCACUUCCAAUUUAUGAGGGAUAUUGAAAAAGGA